This is a messenger RNA of Stegodyphus dumicola, 1184 nucleotides long. It is a transcript of the gene Phlpp, whose product is annotated as PH domain leucine-rich repeat protein phosphatase. The record is from RefSeq and is a predicted model, not a curated record. Gene Ontology annotation, molecular function: protein binding. Lineage: Eukaryota; Metazoa; Arthropoda; Arachnida; Araneae; Eresidae.
GCAAGGUGCUUUGGUAGCAUUACAUAAGACUUCAGUAAGAAAGUUUCUUUGUGUCAAUAAAAAUACAUUUCAAGUUCCGCUGUGAGGAUGAUGGUACUACAGGCGACUAAUUAUAUACAUAUGAUAGAACCGGUGCAAAACUUGGAUAUAUUUGCCAUCCCUGUGUUGGUUAUUUUGUUGAAAUUGGGAGUUUUAUGAUUCAUUACUGUAGAAAAUUUUUCAGAGGUAACCGUAUAAAAAUGAGCUUUGAAGAAAACUGUUACCAGAUACAGUAAUGCACCCAGGCUAACGAUAGCAGAAGAGCUCCUACAGCUGUUCGGAGCCAUCUUCUGUACAGUUUCCUUCUGCAUAACUAAACAAUGACUAUCGUCUGCAACGGCGGGAACAUCAGGUCAAGCGGGGAGAACUUAACCGUACCUACAAAAAUCUCGCGCAUGCAGCACAUACAGAACGAAAUCAAAUUAGCUGGUAGGGAACUGACAUCACUGCCAGACUGCGUACGGCAAAAUGUCCAGUUGAAGAUUCUGGACUUGUCGUACAAUUUUUUGGGCAGAACUGGUGACGGUUCCCUCUGUGAACUCUCUGAACUAAGGAAUUUGACGCGACUUAACUUAUCUGUCAAUGAACUGAAGACGAUUGCUCUCGACUUUUGUUCUUUUCCAUUUUUGGAAGUACUCUGUCUGUCUGGGAAUGAACUAGAAUACUUAUCUGAAGGAAUUGUGACUUUACAUAGACUCAGACGUUUGCUGUGUGACUUCAAUCACAUAAAAUGUUUACCUUUAGACUGGUCCAUGUUGAUUUCCUUGACUACGUUAAGCCUUUCGAACAAUCAUCUGGAAGAAAUUCCGACCACAAUUUGGACGCUUCAGAACUUGGAAAUCCUUAACUUGCAAAGGAAUCGAAUAUCUACUAUAGGUCCUUUACCAGAAGGUGCAGCCUGUAGGUUAAAAGAAUUGAGACUGGCUGCGAACCGAUUAUCUGGAAGUCUAGAUUUGUCACUACUUGUGAAUCUGACGUACUUAGAUGUAUCCCACAAUGACCUAGAAGACAUAGAGGUAUCUAAACUUAGCAAAUUGGAGUAUCUGGUAGCCUCCCAGAAUGUUCUGAAAUCACUGAACUUGGACGGCGCAAAGUUGCGGUCACUGGAAGUUGAUCGAAACGGUAGAUAAAAAAGUUAUUUAUUC